GAAUGCUAACAGGAUCGCCUCGCGCGGCUAUAACAUGAGCGCGCUAGCGACCGGCGCCGCCAAAGCCAGUCUUCCGCUGCGUCCGCCUGACACGGACGUCAUGGUGGCCUCUUUCAAAGUGUUCAAGAAGUCCUCGCCCAACGGCAAGUUGACCAUCUACCUGGGGAAGCGCGACUUCGUCGACCACAUCUCGACGGUCGAGCCCACAGACGGCGUGCUGCUGAUCGACCCCGGCUACCUGGACGGCAGGCAGGUAUACGGCCAGGUCAUCUGCUCAUUCCGCUAUGGUCGCGAGGAGGACGAAGUGAUGGGCCUCAACUUCCAAAAGGACCUGUACCUGGCCUCUGAGCAGGUCUACCCCAGCGUCAACACGGACGUGGCCAACAUGAGCAAGCUGCAGGAGCGUCUGGUGAAGAAGCUCGGCCCGCACGCGGUGCCGUUCACCUUCAACAUCCCGCAGAACGCACCCUCGUCGGUCACGCUGCAGCCUGGCGAGACGGACCAGGGCAACCCCUGCGGCGUCGAGUACUUCCUCAAGCUGUUCGUCGGCGAGUCAGAGCUGGACCGCUCGCACAAGAGGGCAACAGUGGCUCUCAACAUCCGAAAGGUGCAGUAUUCUCCAUCGAAGGGAGGCAGACAGCCCUGCACCAUCGUAAGGAAGGACUUCAUGUUGAGUCCUGGGGAGCUGGAGCUGGAGGCGACGUUGGAUAAGCAGCUGUACCACCACGGCGAGAACGUGGCGGUCAACAUCUGCAUCCGCAACCACAGCAACAAGACGGUGAAGCGGAUCAAGGCGGCGAUCCAGCAGGGCGUCGAGGUGUGCAUCUUCUCCAACGGCAGUUACAAGGCCACCGUGGCCAGCGUCGAAACCGAAGAGGGGUGCCCAGUGGAGCCGGGGCAGUGCCUGCAGAAGGUGCUCAUGCUCAGCCCCACCCUGGAGAACAACAACCGCAGGGGCAUCGCGCUCGACGGCAAGCUCAAGCAGCAGGACACUGGACUGGCCUCGAGCACGCUGCUGGCGAACCCGGACCAGCGAGACGUGUUCGGCAUUGUCGUCUCCUACUCGGUCAAGGUGAAGCUGUUCCUGGGCGCGCUGGGCGGCGAGCUGGUGGCGGAGUUGCCGUUCGUGCUGAUGCACCCAAAGCCGAAUGCCCAGCGGCCGCUGCAGCACGUGGCCAGCACGGAGCAGCUGGAGACGUUCCGCAGCGACAGCCUGGACCUGGCCGAGGACCUGGGUCCCACCGAGACCCAGCCGCUCCAGGACAGGCCCAGCCGCUCCAAGACCAGGUGCCAGCUGCUCCAGGGCCAGGUGGCCGGCCUGAGGCUGCGCCACUAG
Messenger RNA from Pollicipes pollicipes, 1336 nucleotides. Its product is annotated as arrestin homolog. The coding region runs from base 35 to 1336 and encodes 433 amino acids. Gene Ontology annotation, cellular component: cytoplasm. The transcript has 9 exons. Gene Ontology annotation, biological process: signal transduction; G protein-coupled receptor internalization. The record is from RefSeq and is a predicted model, not a curated record. NCBI's taxonomy places the organism in Eukaryota, Metazoa, Arthropoda, Thecostraca, Pollicipedomorpha, Pollicipedidae. Gene Ontology annotation, molecular function: G protein-coupled receptor binding.